UGGCCUGCCGCACGGCGAUCACGCGGCGGCUGAUCUGGAUCGUCGCGGGUGGGCUGAGGAGUGGAAGACCGCCGUCGCCGGUGGCCGGCCCGGUGUUGGACGUCGCCGUUCUCCGCAUCGACGGCCGCCUCCAACCAUCCCGACCUCCCACGCCGGCGGUUCCAACCCCGUCGUCUCCCCGUCGCGGUCGGCGGUUAGGGAAGUGGCCGGCCACGUCUUGGACGUCGCCGUCUUCCGCAACGACGCCGCGUCCGCCGCCUGUAACCAUCCGGACGUCCCACGGCGCGUAGAACACUCGUCCAAGACGCCGACGUUGACCUAACUCGUCCGCCGCCGCGGAUCCGUCAGUGUUGGUAGUAACGUGUGUUUAAAUGGACGAAGAAACCUCAUUUACGGCCGAUGAUAAUGGUACAAAUGAUGUCGGUCGGACCGAUAACGAUCCUAGUAAUGAAGAAGAUGACAGCAGCGAUAACGAUUCAUGGUCAUCAUAUGAUAUCUUACCUUCAGAGGAUUUUUCAAAUAAUGAACAUGGUGCAGACAGUGAAAACGAAGAUGUGGACGUUGGGAAUGAGCAAAAUAAUUUUGAGGAAUCGUGGGCCGAUAACUUGAGCCAGGAGGGUUCAGAUGGUCCCGAUGGUGGUGACGACGAAGCAGAGAUGGACAUUGAGGAGGCUCAAUACCAGCAGCGCGUGUUGGAGACACAUUGGAAGGUCAUGGCUAUGACUUUUCGGUCACAAGGGGAUGCAUAUAUAUUCUACAACAGGCACGCCAAAGAACAUGGGUUCAGCAUCAGGAGAGAGAAGGUGAAACGAGGGAAGGGUGCUUCAGGAAUAAUACGGUUCAGGCGGUUUGUCUGCUCUAGGGCAGGGAGAAGGCAGAGGAAAUUCAUAACCAUGGAGGGUCGCACCCGCAGGCUUAGACCCGAGACUCGAUGCGAGUGCGGUGCACAGAUGGUGCUGAAAUUGGACAGGGCACGAGGAGUUUGGUUCGUCGCGUCAUUCGUGGAUGAUCACAACCAUGCGAUGGCUCGACCCGACGAGGUUCCUUUUUUGUGGUCACACAGACGGAUGGAGAUGGCACGAGGGCAGAGAUACUGGCUAUGCAAGGGGCUGGAAUCAGGAAGCAUAUAAUUGUGGACAACUUCAUCAGUAGGUACGGUUCGUACGACAAAUGCGGACUUAUUAGGCGGGACGUGUACAAUCUUUGCUGCAGAGAGAAGAUGAAGCUCAUAGCAAAGGGUGAUGCUGAGACGGCAGUGGGCAUUAUUAGGAGCAGACAGGCGAAGGACCCAGACUUCUUCUUCGAGUACGAGCUAGAUAAGGAAGGGCGGUUGAAGUGUAUGUUUUGGUGCGAUGCACAGUCGCGGAGGGACUAUCAGGACUACGGAGAUGUGGUCGUGUUUGACAGCACGUAUAAGAUGAACAGAUAUGGUAUGUCGUUCGUCCCCUUCGUCGGUGUUAAUAACCACCGUUGCACAACAGUUUUUGGGUGCGCCAUUGUUUCCGAUGAGACCGAAGCGACGUAUGUGUGGCUGCUCCAGACUUUUAUGAGGGCAAACUGUCAGCAGAAGCCAAAGUCAAUUAUCACAGACGGUGACGCUGCAAUGCUCCGAGCGAUUCGGAGUGUCCUUUCAGAUGUGCUCCAUCGUAUUUGCUCGUGGCAUAUCGAGAAAAAUAUGCAGAGGCACCUACAUUACAAGUCACUAGAUGAGUUUAGAUCGCUCCUGUACUAUGCCACCUCUGAAGAGAACUUUGAGGAGAGAUGGACCGCCUUUGUCAAUAAAUGGAAGACGGAUAAAACUGAAGAGUGGCUGAGGAGGAUGUAUAGGAAGAGGAGACUGUGGGCAGCAUCAUAUCUUUCGAAUGGCUUUUUUCUUGGUAUGCGUAGUAACCAGAGGAGCGAAAGCCUCAACUCCUCCCUUCACCUUCACCUUGACUAUGGUAUGACCAUAGUUGAUUUGGUAGUGCAUUAUGAGAACUGCAUAGUUCGCCUCCGUGAGAACGAGGCGAAUGAUGACUGUGAGGCCAAUCAGAAAGUACCACCGGCGGUUACUGAAUAUAAGGACAUUGAGGAGCAUGCUGCCAAAGUAUUCACUCCUGCUAAUUUCUACAUUCUGCAAAAUGAUUUGAAGAAGAUGGGAGAACUGGAGAUAUUUGAGACGCUGGUGGGAAUUGAGCGCCAGAC
Molecule: messenger RNA, 2184 nt
Organism: Triticum aestivum (bread wheat)
Lineage: Eukaryota; Viridiplantae; Streptophyta; Magnoliopsida; Poales; Poaceae
Product: protein FAR1-RELATED SEQUENCE 5-like
Exons: 4
Coding region: 372-1130 (252 amino acids)
Source: RefSeq, a predicted model, not a curated record